Truncatella angustata is the source of this 2553-nucleotide messenger RNA. RefSeq names its product kinesin light chain. The record is from RefSeq and is a predicted model, not a curated record. Lineage: Eukaryota; Fungi; Ascomycota; Sordariomycetes; Amphisphaeriales; Sporocadaceae. Gene Ontology annotation, molecular function: protein binding; ADP binding. The coding region runs from base 1 to 2553 and encodes 850 amino acids. The transcript is spliced from 7 exons.
AUGCGGCUUUUACAGCGCGACGACACGGGCAAAUAUAACCUCACCCCAGACCUCCCUGCCGGGGAUGUACCCCCUUACGCGAUCCUUUCCCACACAUGGGGAGCAAACGAGGUAGUCUUCGGCGACCUAGCGAGACCAGAAGACGAAUGGCAGCACAAACCCGGCUACGAAAAAAUCGAGUUCUGUGCUAAGCAAGCGAGACGGCAUGGCAUACAGUACUUCUGGGUGGACACUUGUUGUAUCGACAAGUCUGAUAGCAUCGAGCUACAGACUGCGAUCAAUAGCAUGUUCCGAUGGUAUCGCGAUGCGAAACGAUGUUACGUCUAUCUCGCAGAUGUCUCCAGGACUGUAGUAUCCGGUCCACAACAAACCACGACGCCUUGGGAGGCGGACUUUCGAAACAGCAAAUGGUUUACUCGUGGUUGGACACUUCAGGAGCUCAUCGCGCCGAAGACAGUCGAUUUCUACUCGAAGGAAGGGUUCUGGCUAGGUGACAAAAGAUCUCUGGAGCUCCAAAUCUGCGAUGUUACCAAUGUUCCUAUAAAGCCUCUCCGAGGUGCCUCGUUAUCCGACUUUACGGUCUCGGAGCGAGAGGCAUGGGCUGUUAAUCGUCAAACAAAAUAUGAAGAGGACAUGGCGUAUUCACUUUUAGGGAUCUUUGACGUGUACAUGCCACUUAUUUAUGGCGAAGGGCGAGAAAACGCACGAAAGCGGCUACGAGAGGAGGUCCAAAAGGCUACUCAGGGAAAUCAAAGGGAAGGUUUCUCCAUUACUCUUAGUCUGUCCGACGUUCCCGAAAUACAACACUUCGUCGCGAGAGAGGGUGAAUUAGCAGAGAUGCGCAGAACACUAAGCUCGGACGGAAGCCGCCGCAUCGUGACCCUCCAUGGCCUCGGCGGCAUUGGUAAAACACAGCUCGCCGUCGCAUACACCAAACGGUAUCGAAAUGAGUAUUCCGCCAUAUUCUGGUUCAAUUUCAAGGACGAAGCCUCAAUACAACAGAGCUUUAGCAGAGUCGCAAGGCAAAUUUUACAACAACAUCCUAAUGCGAGCCAUUUGAGUGGACUAGACCCUCAACAGAACGCCGAAGAGGUAGUCGAAGCCGUUAAGGCGUGGUUAAGUCUACCGGGCAACAAUAGGUGGCUUCUCGUAUACGAUAACUAUGACAAUCCGAAAUUAGCCGAUCGCACGGACCAUGGUGGGAUCGAUAUUAAGCGCUUCCUCCCUAUAGCGUACCAAGGCUCGAUUAUUAUUACAUCACGGUUAUCACAGAUCAAUAUUGGUUUUUCGAUUCGAACGAAGAAGCUUGAGUCGAUAAACGACGGCCUGGAAAUCCUCUCAACGACUUCAGGUCGAGCUAACUUACAAGAUGAUAUCGAUGCCAGAAAGCUCGUAAAGGAACUUGAUGGACUUCCUCUUGCCCUUGCCACGGCCGGCGCAUAUUUAAGGCGCGUUGCAAUCGGUCUCGAUGAUUAUCUUCGCAUAUACAAAGAAUCAUGGGCAAGGCUUCACGUAAGCACGCCAAGCCUUGGUUCAUACCAAGACCGUACACUCUGCUCGACGUGGCAGCUCUCAUAUGAACAAGUCCAGAAGCAAAACUCUCUCGCAGCUCAUUUACUACGAUGGUGGGCAUAUUUUGAUAACGAAGACAUAUGGUUUGAACUUCUUCAGCCUAAUGGUAUGGACGAUAGGGAAGCGUGGACAUAUGAGCUGACCGACGAGCUGAAAUUUAACAGCGCUAUGGGCACACUGCAUGACUACGGGUUCGUCGAGCUACACAUCAUAACUCCAGAUCUAGUUGAGUCAAGGGGAUACAGCAUUCAUAGCUGCGUACACGCUUGGACCAUUCACAUAGUCAAUAAAGACCGGGAUGACGAGGCUCAGUUCUGGCUACUUCAAAGACGGCUUCUAUCACAUGCGAUCCGAUCUUGCGCUACGAUUCAAGGUAGCGAGCAAGACUUAGCAUGGGCAUUUUAUGAACUGGGCUACCUUUACGCUAACCAAGGCAAGCUGGUCGAGGCCGAGGAGAUGUAUCUACGGGCGCUUCGAGGGUACGAGAAGGCGUGGGGACCGGAUCACACGUCAACAUUCGACACGCUGGUCGAGGCCGAGGAGAUGUAUCUGCGGGCGCUUCGAGGGUACGAGAAGGCGUGGGGACCGGAUCACACGUCAACACUUAACACGGUCAACAACCUAGGUCUCCUUUACGCUGACCAAGGCAAGCUAGUCGAGGCCGAGGAGAUGUAUCUACGGGCGCUUCGAGGGAAGGAGAAGGCGUGGGGACCGGAUCACACGUCAACACUCGACACGGUCAACAACCUAGGUCUCCUCUACGCUGACCAAGGCAAGCUAGUCGAGGCCGAGGAGAUGUAUCUACGGGCGCUUCGAGGGUACGAGAAGGCACAAGCUGGUCGAGGCCGAGGAGAUGUAUCUACGGGCGCUUCGAGGGUACGAAAAGGCCAUGUGUCCCCGGAAUAUUAUAAGGUAUCGACCAGCGAUCGAUACUCUAUGGUGUCUGGGGACCUUACUACGGGAUCAAGGCAAAUUAGCUGA